AUGGCAAACAUUUUAAGUAUUGGCGAUCUACCGAUGCAAGACAACACAAUAAUUCAUAAUCAAUAUCAUACGUAUUCGCCUUAUACCUCUUCAUUCGACAAUAAUGAUGAGAUUAGGAUCGCAAUCCAAUCUCAAAACGUAUAUGUGUUACCAUCUGAAAGCUAUUUAUUCCUCGAAGUUGAAGUUUCUCGCAAAACAGGUGAUGAACAUGCUGAUGUUGCGGGAAGGUGGACUGCAAAUUAUGCGGCCUACCUUUUCAGCGAAAUACGUUAUGAAUUGAAUGGCACUGAAAUUGAUCGUACAAAAAAUGUUGGUCUCGCUUCGAAUAUGAAGAGAUUUUCGGCGACGCCAAGCCCCCGAAACUGCUCUUUAAUAGCCGUUCAUAAUGGUGCUGUAUUGAAUGUGGCAACCUAUUCAUUAGUCCUGCCUAUAAAUCAGCUUCUAGGAUUCUGUGAUGACUAUAAAAAAAUGAUUUUAAACGCCAAACAUGAACUGGUUUUGGUUCGUAAUCGCAGAGAUAUAUACUCGUAUAUGGCAGCUAGUGAAUCGUUCAAUAUAAAAGUGAAAAAAAUUCAAUGGAAGGUGCCACAUAUCACGCUGUCGGAUGAAGCCAAACUCGCGAUGCUACGAUAUUUGGAGAAAAAGCAAACGAUCAGUAUCCCUUAUAGGUCGUGGGACUUAUAUGAGAUGCCGCAGUUACCUCAGAGCAGGAGACAUAUUUGGACCGUCAAAUCGACGACUCAAAUUAGCAAACCACGAUACGUCCUCGUCGUUUUUCAAACUAAUAAACAGAUUGUGAGCGCUAAUUCGGCCGCGUAUGACAAUUGUGAUAUUUCCGAUGUUAAGUUGUAUUUAAAUUCGGAGUACUAUCCAUAUGACAAUUACAAUUUGGACUUUACUAGCGGCAAUUAUCAAGAGCUGUAUCAUUCAUUUUUGCAAAUUCAAUCAUCAUAUUAUCAGGGGCAUGGUACUUCAGAUAGCAAUUCAUGUGCAUUGACAUUUGAUCAGUUUGGUACCAGUCCGAUUUUCGCUUUUGAUUGCUCGAGAUCAGAGGAAUCAUUAAUUGGUGGUACGGUUGACGUUCGAUUGGAAAUUAACGCACGCGAAAACAUACCAGCCAAUACUGCUGCAUAUUGCUUGAUAGUUCACGAUAAUCAAGUCGAAUAUUCGCCAUUCAGUGGUAUUGUUGUUAGAAACACGUAA
Messenger RNA from Sitodiplosis mosellana (orange wheat blossom midge), 1203 nucleotides. RefSeq lists its product as uncharacterized. The coding region runs from base 1 to 1203 and encodes 400 amino acids. NCBI's taxonomy places the organism in Eukaryota, Metazoa, Arthropoda, Insecta, Diptera, Cecidomyiidae. The record is from RefSeq and is a predicted model, not a curated record. The transcript has a single exon.